This is a messenger RNA of Guillardia theta CCMP2712, 13917 nucleotides long. RefSeq lists its product as hypothetical. Gene Ontology annotation, molecular function: protein binding. Lineage: Eukaryota; Cryptophyceae; Pyrenomonadales; Geminigeraceae. Bases 1 to 13917 code for a protein of 4638 amino acids. The transcript has 18 exons. The record is from RefSeq and is a predicted model, not a curated record.
AUGAGACUCUUGGAAACUCUCCUGCAAAUAUGCCACCUUGGCCUGUUGAUCUCUGCGAGUGAAAUCACCGAUGCCUCAAAAUCUUCCCUGUCGGGGGAAGGGAUCUUACCCCUCCAGACAGCUGGUGUUGUUGUAAAGUUCUCAGUCUUCGCCCAUGACAGUCUAUCAAUUCGUAAGACAAGUGGAGGAGACAUUUUCGAGGUAGUUGCUACUUCGGACCAAACAAGUUCAGCUGGGUCAGUUCUUGAUCUCUUGGACGGAUCUUACGAGGUGGAAUACACUCUUUCAACAAGUGGAAAGUACAAUUUACAUGUGCACCUGCUCUCAGUCGGAGGGUUGCGAGCCGAAUAUUUCGAGAAUGUUUGGCUGUUCUACACGCCAUCUGAAGUCUUGAUAGAGAAACAAAUCUCCCAUGAGUGGGGCAAGAGCAAGGUGCUGACUGUUGGUCCAGAUUUCUUCAGCGUUCGUUGGACAGGAAGGAUCAAGUCUGCUUUCUCAGAGGUCUUCACAUUCUUCGUGGAGGCGGAUGAUUCAGCCAAGUUGUGGAUUAAUGACGUGGUCUUGGUAGAUUGUUGGGAUGUAAGAUGUGCAGGGGUAGGUGCCACCAUGUCAAUGUCAGCAACUCGUUUCUACAGUUUUCGAAUGGAGUACAAGGAGUUAGAAGCAGAUGCGCACGUGCGCUUGCUAUGGAAGAGCAAGUCCGUGCCCAAAGAGGUUGUGCCGCCGGAUCAUCUGUUUUAUGCCCAGACUGUGUUGGGCUCUCCUAUAGAAGUUGAUGUCAUGCCAGGGAGAACGUCUGCAUCUUUGUGCUCUGUGACAGGAGAUAGCUUGACUCUGGCGACGGCAGGAAGUCUCAGUCGCCUCACAAUCAUAGCAAGAGAUGAUUUUGGAAAUCUGAAGACGCAAGGAGGAGACACUUUCUUCAUCCAGAUUGUUACGAAUGAAUGCAUUUAUCCAGGUUCCUGGAUUCCUUUUGCCAGCUGCAAUGAAAACAAAAUCACGAAACCAUCUGUGCAAGACAAUCUCGAUGGCAGCUAUGAGUUUCAAUAUGUUCUUCUUGAGGCUGAACGGCAGUCACUGCUGAACCUUGAUUUGCUAUCAAGCUGUCAGCUUACUGCAACGUAUUACGAUACCUCAGACUUGCCUGUGCUGACUGAAAGUCAAGAGCUCCUGAGCUCUGGUCGAUUUGUAUUCUCUAACCGUUCUCAUGUACCAUGUCUCAAGGUGAAAGUAGGCGGAGCUGUAAAACCUGCACUCUCGGACAACUACAGGUUCUCAGUGGACCAGGUCCAGGGGAUGUCAAAUUUCAGCAUCACAGUCCUGCUGGACGAGAGUGUAAUCCUGCACAAUGAAUCGGUCUCUACGGCAAAUGUGUUGACGAGCUCUGAAGUCCGUAUGGAUGCCACCAACUUUUACGAUUUCUCCUUACAAGUUCGAAUUUUUGACACCAUCACCAACACCCCUCGCUCAUUCAGCUUAUUAUGGGAAUCUGCUCAAAUGCAACCUACAUUCAUGCAGUCUUGUGACAUUUUUGGAAAGGGUAGCUGGCAAGAUAGACCAUACUUGUUGAACGUGCGGCCAUCCCAAGUUUGCUCAAGCCGUAGUUAUGUGUCACUGAAUGAAUUUUCCAUGCUUCCUCUGGAUGGGACAAAUUUUCCCAAUGGUACUGCAGGCAAACAAUUUUCAUUCCUCGUGAAUGCACGGGAUCAAUAUGGAAAUCCGACAUCUUUCUCACAAUUCUCUGAUCCUGUCAAUGUCAGGCUGGUAGGAGCAGACACGCUUGCAGGAAACGUGAUUUCUCAAUCGAACGAAUCACGUCAGAUUUCGUUUGCAGCUACGAAAGCAGGCACUUACGACGUCAGAGUUGCAAUUGGAACUUCUUUGGUGUACAACUCACCUUUUCGGCUGAAUGUUCAACCAUCGCACAGAAGCAUAAGAAGCAGCUCAGCUUUGGGGGUUGGGCUGACUCUUGCAACAGCUGGAGAUCUAUCAAAAGUUACUCUUGUUGCUCGAGAUACAUUCGGCAACCUCAAGUCUUGGAAUCCAAAGUGGACAGAGAGCUUCUUGUGCACAUUUGUUGAGAGGGGGACUGGUUUGAUUGUUCAGUCACGGACGUCUUCCCCCCCUUUUGAUCCAGCUCAAGGUUCUUACUUGAUUGUCCAAUAUCAGAUGACACGAGCUGGAGAAUAUCUGCUGAGCAUUGCUGGAACUUCGAGCAUGUACGAUGGAGUUGUAGGAGGACUUCCUUUCUCCAUACACGUUGAGCCUGCUUCACAAUGCGCGACAAGUUCGUAUAUGCAAUCUGCUUCGCUCUCUAUAGCGACGGCAGGCAUGAGUCAAUCAUUCCAGAUUUACAUUAGAGAUCAAUAUGGCAACGAAGUGCUUGCAAAUACGAAUUACAUUUUCGCAGCUCUGAGAGUUCCACAUGACAGCAGUUUGUCAUGGGCUGUUCCAGAUGCGAUUCUUUCUGCAACAUAUACCAGCGAUCCCUCAUGCGUGGAAUUCACCUCGUUUCCAUACAGGUCGACAGUCAAUCUAGUUUUAUCCAUGUUGUUAGAUCAUGGUGGGCUGACGACGACCUACUACUUGUCGUCGAUGGCUUUUGAGGAUACACAGACGAGCUCUUUGGUCACUCAGAAUAUCGACGAAGCAGUUAACUCGGGCUUGUCAUUUUACAUUAUCUCUAUUGAAGGCAUCAUUUUGCCACCGCAGAACGGAAGUUUCUUUUUUGCCAUCAGCGACAAUUCUUCUCUUCAAGAGGCCAGAUUGACUUGUUUCGGUUGCAACUUGACUAUGUCGCGAUAUGUUUUGAAAUGGGCGGCAAAUUCUAGCAACUUCUCGUCCAUAUCGACCGCGAGAAUGUACCAGGCACAUGAGGUCCGUGGCAGUCCUUAUGACUUAGCAGUCAAACCAUCUGAAAUUGCAACGAAUCAUUCUUUCAUAGCGGGCACUGGGAUAUCAUUAACCACGGCUGGCGUAGCUUCGUCGUUUCAUGUGCAUGCUAAAGAUAGGUUCGGGAACGACUGCGAAAGCUUAUGUGACGGUCUCUGUCAAAUGGAAUUCUUCGUGUCCAACCUUUCAUCCAACCAAUAUCUGCAAGCUUCGACUCAUUUGCAAGAUGACUGGAAUUCUACCUUGACUGCAACCAAGCUCCGCAUUGUGCAAAACCUGACGUUGACAAUGAAUGCAACUUUUGACUAUGUACUCAACGAAUCAGGAAUCUAUGAGGUAAGGUCUACGACAACUCUGUUUGUUUUUAUGACAUCUUUUAUGCUUAAGCUGCUCGGACGUUUGCUCAAGACAGGAGGUCUGCAAGGGAUUUACUAUGAAAACACAGACUUCACCGACCAUGGCUUGUCUCCCAACGGCUCGGUCGCAGGCCCAAGUUACUCAAGGGUGGAUGAAGUCAUCGAUUUCAACUGGAAGAAAACAGAACGUCCAGUCCCCGGGCCACAGGUGACCUUCAAGGAUAUCGGGCCAGAUUUCUUCAGCGUCAGGUGGGCUGGUUUGAUCAUUCCACCUGCAAGCGCUGUUUGGACAUUCAAGAUGGAGCUGCCUGCUGCGAGUGGUGCCAAGUUAUUCAUCGACGAUCUUCUGAUUCUUUCGAUCCGCCAUGAUUUCUUGGGUCAGUUGGCGAGUUUUGUCGAAGGAACCAUAGCUCUGAUGUCGCAACUCAUGUAUCCAAUCCGCAUUGAGUACCAAAGGUUCACGUCCGAUGGGCCCAUCCGCCUUCUCUGGAGGAGCCAACAACAAGCUGAGCAAGUAGUCUCAAAGGCAUACCUGGCUUACUGGAGUAGCUCGGGGGGCCUGAGGAGCAGCUUGCUGAGGGUGGAGGCUGGAAAAUCUUGUGCGAGUCAAUCAAGAGCGUCAGGGACGUCCAUCUCGAUUGCAACAGCAGGAGUGUUGGUAAGUUUUACCAUACAGAGUCGAGAUGCCUAUGGAAACGAGAGGAAAGGGCCUGACAAUGGAGUCCUUCCUUUCGAAUGGUCUUUGUGCGACCUCGUUCGUUCUGGAACCAUCCUACAAGUUGUCUCGGCAACGGAAAUUAAGCUCGACAACGUAUCGGCAAUUCAUGGAAGGAUCUUAGUUGACAUGUACAUACAUUUCCAUGAGACUGGAGACAACCGCAGAAUCAUCGACAAUUCAAAUGAUAACACAGUCUUCCUGGAGACUCCUACUUCUAUUCCACCAGUGGGUUCAAGAUAUGUCAUUUACAACCCUUCAGUGAAAGACGCCACAAGAUUACAGGACUUGUCUUACGGAGAACCUGAAUUCUUCGCUCGCUAUAUACCAAACCUCCCUGACAAUCCGGCAUCAAAGCUCUAUCUCAACUCCAUGAGUUCUCUUUCCUCUGACGGAGGGUUGUCAGCUACGUACUACUCAAGCUCUCAAGAUGUUGCCUUUCCUAUCUGGAGCUCUUCUUGCCUCGCAGAGUCUCCAUGUCAAGAAGUUCCCUUUGAAAACACACCGUUAAUUCAAUCAGCCCGACGGUCUCUUGCAAGUUAUUUGACGGAUACAUACCGAGUGGACUUCCAAGGGUCGAUUUCAUUUCCUGAUCAAGGGGUCUACAACUUCUCGAUAGACUUCGAGCCUUCAGAUCCUAACGUCAUUGAACGCCUAAAGUUGUGGAUUGACGACAUCCUUCUGAUUGAUCAAUGGACUUCUUUACAGUCCAUGAAUCUGACAUGCACUGUCAAUGUGACUGAUUCAUACCCUGUACUCCAUCCGAUCAAGAUUGUUCUUUCGAGCUUCUCUAAUAGUACAAACAGGGUGAUGCCUUUGAAAUGGAGCAGCGCUGCGUCAAGUCAAGUCUUUCAAAACACUCCCUCAUCUUUCUUUUAUCCAUGGUCGGGCAACCACCUCGCCUACGGUGUUGUUACCCUUGCCGGUUCUUACAAGACUUCUGUCUCGUUGGCAAUAGCGCAGACAUUGUACGCAACGUUUUACAGCGAUGACGCGAUUCCGACUCCAAUAGAAUCUAGGAUGGUGAACAGUUACAAGACAAAUGCUAUCAUGACUGACCAACUUCCUUCGCUAUGGAAUUUUAUUCGGUGGCAAGGCUUAUUAAGACCGAAAAUAUAUGAUGUUGAGGUACAAGUUUUUACAUUCAAGCUCGCAUCGACGGGAAUUGUUCCAAAACUUCGCUUUUGGUUCGACAAUCAGAUUGUGAUUGAUUCUACGGAGCAAGAGGAUCUGACUGAUCUUGAAGAACAAGUUGAAAGUCGUCAGGCUGCGUCAUAUUUCGAUUUUACAAUUGAGUAUUUCUAUAGAUCAAGCUUGACGGAUGACUGGGAGAUAUCAUGGAAGCAGUGUUCACAAUCCUUUUGUGACGAAUCUUUUGUCGACAUUGACAAUAGUGUGUUUGGGGAUUGGAUGGUCAGCAGCCAUGAUAGUGUAGAAUUUUAUCCAGGAAUUCUUUGUGCUUCAACGAGUUUUGUACAACUGCCUGAGAUGCAAUAUGCAUCUGCAGGGCAAAAUGUUUCCUUCGCUUUGAUCACACGAGAUGAAUUUGGAAACAGGAAGUCUCAGGGCGGAGAUCAGUGGCUUGGUUGGUUGCUUCCUGCAGAUGUCUGGGACAGCAUGAAACCAAUCAAAAACUCAACAUCCUAUUCCUGUCCAGGUUGUCAGAUCAAUUACGGUGUGGUCAAAGAUGACGGCGAUGGAACUUAUUCUUUCAAUGUUGUCACAAAUAAGACUGGAGUAUACAAGUUGAUGGUGCAAAAUCUUGUUCAGGAAGGAUUGUCUGCUACUUUUUAUACUCUAGAACAGUAUGAUUAUUCCACAAUUUUGUCCAGCAAAAGCAGAGAAUCGAUCCAGUCGAUAGGUGAUUUUACAAGUCUCCCGGCAACCAUCUGCAUUGCGAGCGAUAUAAAUUGCACCCAAGGCACUGGGACAGGAACUGACCCGUUCGGAGUUAUGUGGAGAGGCUUCGUGAAGAGCUUACAGAUCGACGAGUACACCUUCAGCUUGUUGCUAUCCAACAAGACUCAGGAAGUGGAGCGACUGAAGUUGUGGGUCGAUGGAGCAAUUCUUAUCGAUGAAUGGAGUUCUCUAUCUAUGACUGACCCUUCCGCAACUGUUUACUUCGGCUCUACGAUGGACUUCCAUCCUAUCCAGCUGGAGUAUCGGUACAUUGGGAACAGCACAACGGCACCUUCCUUGUCUUUUGCGAUCAAAGAUCACCUCGGAAACGAGAGUGUCUUGGCGUUCUCGUCUUACGAUGUCUUUCAAGGGACUGAUUCAUGGGUUGAUGCAGACACUGGAGGAUUGCUCAACAUCAUUGCGGGGGCAACAAACGCAUCUUUGAGCCGAUGCUUCGGCUCAGCGCUGACCAUCGCAACCGCUGGUGUGGAAUCCACUUUCAGCAUCAAAGGAGUUGACAGCUAUGGGAACCUCGUCGAUCGCUGGGAGGAUCCAUGGGCAGUCACCUUGUCAACCAGCACUACAAAUGAGAUACUGAACCUCGCGAAUCGAGUUUUUAUAGAGAAACAAGAGUCUUCUUGUGGUGAAUAUGUAGCAAGCUAUCAGACAUCUCUAGCAGGAACUUUUGAUUUGUCGGUUCAAAAGUUGAGGGCUGGUGGAUUGAUGGGGAUGAUUUACGACAACGAAGCUUUCUUGGGUCAGCCUGUUGACGUCAACGUGUCAAUCGUGGACUUUCAAUGGAAUGAUGGGCCCGUUCAUAUCAACGAUUGGAGUUCAGAUAUGCUGAAACAUAGAACAUACAUGUCAGACUAUGUUUCAGCCGUAUGGGAAGGCUUUCUUACGCUGGACAUCGAUGACAUGUAUUAUUUCUACAUAUAUGCAGGAAACAGUGAUCAGGUAACUUUGACCAUUGAUCAAAAAGACUACCAUUGGAUGGGAUGCAAAGUCAUGCAAACUGUCUGCAGUCAAAGCGAUGUGCAGGAUCCUUUCGUUGGAAACCUUUGGAUGAGUAAGCAUUCCAUUCAUUCCAUCAGAAUCGAAUACAAGCAUCGAAUUGGUGAGGCGCACUUGUCAUUGAAAUAUGCAUCCUCGUCACAAGAGAAGACCGUCAUCCCAUCUACAAACCUCUUCAAUUCAGCACAACAUGUCUUGAUGUCGCCGUUUCCACUCACAGUGAUCAGCUCGACAGCUUCUUGUGCGAACUCAAGUCUGUUUGGAACAGGGCUCUCUCUGGCUACCGUCGGUCUCGCCUCCAGUCUCUCACUGCUGCUUCGAGACUCGUUCGGCAACAGGAGAUCUGAUUCAGACAAAGACAUCGUCGCCUUUCUUUCACAACCUCCGGGAAAGAAUUUGCAUGUCGUCUCUGCUCUGGAUGUGACGAAAGGACUUUAUGAUCUCACAUACACUCCUUAUGUUUCCGGCAACCACACUCUUGAAGCUUAUCUUGUCGAUGGUGGGGGACUUUUUGCAACUUUCUAUUCCAUAUUGAACGAUUCCGCAUAUUCUCCAUUCUUGGUCUCACCCACAUACACAAGUCUCUUAGAUUCAAUGUUUUAUGGGGAAGGACUUUCGGUCGCCACAGCAGGCGUGACGGUCUCGUUCUCUAUUGCAUGUCGAGAUGUGUAUGCCAAUCCUCAGGAUGUCUGCGCAGAGCAGUUUGCUCUGCAGAUCACAGAUCAGGCACAAACGAUCCAACUUUAUACCAGUGUGUUUACUGGAAAUGUGGGCAACUACUUUGCGACAGUCGCAGGAACAUAUUUUCUGAAGAUCUCGCUUGGAAAGGGCAUAAAACAAUUUGUCAUAAACGUGAAUCCUGGAUCCACAUCGAGUGCUUCAUGUCAAGCUGAUGGGAUUUCCUUGACAAUAGCUACCGCGGGGUUUGGAGCAACUUUCUCAAUUCAGUCAAAGGAUGCCUUUCAAAACAUUCGUACAAACAGUGAUGAUACUUACAGAAUCUUCAUUCAGGGAACAGAUAACCAAGUCUACAAUGCAAGAGCUGAAUAUGCAUCAUUGUUGCCCAACACUUUGCUUGGACAAUCAACUGUGUCUUACAGAAUCUCAACGAGCGGAAACUACACUCUGAAUGUUCAAAGCGCCUCUGAUGGAAUUGGGGGAUUGAAUGUCGCUUGUCAUGAAGAUGAAACCUUUCCUUCGCCCUUCUACAUCGCAGUAGCUGCACCAAAUGUCCAAUGGUCGUCCGAUGGUAUCUGCCAGUCACAAUCAGGAACUCUUGUCUCGAAAUUUGCAAAGUGGAGUGGCUUCAUUUCUUCACAGUACGCUGAAGAGCACACUUUCAUCGCAAACAUCGGAUCAUUCACAGAGAGGCUGAAACUUUGGAUAGAUGAUGCUUGGAUCAUUGAUCAAUGGACAAGCUUACACACGACAAACUUGCAGGCCAGUGUCUGGAUGGUCCGAGAUGUCAUGGUAGAGAUCAAGAUCGAAUACAAAACUCUCGCAAACUCUGGAAGCAUAGAUCUGUCAUGGAAUUCUCUCUCUCAACCUCAGAGUUCAGUUCCUACCUCGCGACUGUUCUACGCGUUGGAGCACAUUCAUGGGAGUCCUUUCAGUCUUGCCGUUUAUCCAGCUAACACUUGUGGGUCCCUCUCGACAGCCUAUGGCACAGCCGUGUCUCUGGCCACAGCUGGGCUUGCAAGCUACGUGACCAUUCAAGCGAGAGAUCAUCUUGGCAACAACGCGUCUAGUAAUGAUGACCUCUUUGUGAUACACGCACGGAUGCCGGGCCAACAAGAUAUCAGGGGAAGUGUCAGCUCUCUUGGAAAUGGCUUGUACAAAGCAGGUUACAUCCCAACCACAAAGAAUCGUGAGGGACAAGAGUUGUUCGUUCAGAUGGCCAUUCCAGGAGGGUUGAUGGCAACUUAUUAUGAAGAGUCAAACUUCACAAACCCAGCACGGACAAUCAUCUCACCAACAGUCACGUUUGACUCCAAUGCUUCUCAUCCCUGGAAUCCUUAUGGGACUGACAAGCAGACAUACUCAAUUCGCUACAGUGGCUUCAUAAGGCCUCCCGGACAGCAGAGCGAUGGUGAUAUGCUUUAUUCCUUGUCUAUAGACUACAAGAAGGUUCCAUUCAACGCCUCGAAUGGUUCUCUGUCUUUCUACUAUGAGUAUCAGAGCUUGCCAAGGGACUCGAUAUCAAGCAGCAGACUGUUUCAGAGUUUCGAUCUUUUCUUCGUCACCGCAGGUGUUUCUGGGUUGCAAGCAACGUAUUACACGCUGGACUGCGACGGGGCUUUCAAUGGAACUGCUGGUUAUACGGGGCAAGAGAAGGAAUUUUCCUGGUCCUCCUGGACGUAUUCUCAGAACGUCCUGCAGGUUUCAAAUUUUUCUUUCGAGGUCAGAUGGGCAGGGUUGCUGCAAAUGGCAACUGCGCGGGACUACACUUUCUGGGCAUCAUUCGGAGAAAGCUUGAACGGAGACUACACCACAAAUGAUCGUUUGUCCCUUUGGAUCGACAGCGAAGAGGUGAUUGCUCAGUGGAGUUCUCUACAAACUGCUACUCCAUCCGGCACUUUUCAUCGUUUCGGUGAUGACGAAUUCUACCGGAUUGAAGUGAGUUACAAGCAUGCCUGCUCUACCACCCUUCCGACGCCUCCACGUCUCUUCUGGAUGUACCAAGGUCAAACGCCGGAGAUGAACUCGUCGAGCUUGAUUGUUAACUCUGCGCCAAUCCCGAUACUUCCGUGUAACAGAUUGUUCAUCGCCAUGACAGAAUCUGAAAUUAAGAGGAACGAUUUUCAGAUUUGGAAUUCAGAUUACUACGAUGCUUCCUCACCUUUCAACGAGAACCGUCAGAUUCCGAGCAGAAGAGACGUGUGGGCAGUUACGACUGAUUGCCCCCUCCAACCAGGAACGACUGCACAUGAUAGAUGUAGAGGUCAAGGUGUGAGAUUGAAUUCUCCUCUCCUCGUACAGAUUCAACCUGGUGCUAUCUGCGCAACAAAUAGCAUCAUAUCUGGUGCAGGCCUUGUGAUUGCAAGCGCUGGAAUCCCAAGUUACUUCUCCAUCUUCGCUUUGGAUGCAUACUCAAAUCAGAGAGAUACGCUUGAUGAUACUUUCAACCUUCGGGUUGUAUUUGACUCCUCUUUCACAAAUGACAAGUACAACUACACAGUCACAGCAAGCACAACCCCUGUCUCAGCCAAUCAGAAUCGACAGAUGGUAGUAGACAGCAGCAAUGUUUAUAGCAGCUUCUACGAAGCCGAGUUCACUGCAACGAUCUCUGGAUACUACAACUUGUACACAUCGUGUCUGUCAUCUGAAGGCAAUGGACUGUUUGCUGUCUAUUUUGAUGGGAGUAACCCCUUCCAAGGGUACAGGAGCACUCGAGUUGAUCCAAAUAUCAACUUCGAGUGGGGUAACGACCCUCCUGCCCUCUACUUUGCUGGUGGCGGGAAACCAUUCUCCGUUAUCUGGACGGGAUACAUUCAGCCGAAUUCGACUGGAGAUCAUUUCUUCAUGGCAACCACUGACGGAGGGCUUCAUAUUGAGAUUGAUGGCCAAAUCCUGUUAGACGAGCUGAACAAUAUCGCGUCAACCACGUGGAUUAAGCAGACGAAGCUCGAGUAUGGUCUGACCUACAAGAUUCUCAUCGAAUAUAUUCAUCGCUCGGGAUAUGCAUUCUUUAACCUUCAAUGGCAGUCUCCCGAGACGAAUUUCCAAAUCAUUCCCUCCGCAUCUUUGUUUCCCUCGUCGCAGACGCUGGGGGCUGGAAUGUCAAGGUUGACAGUUAACCCAGGACAAGUUUGCGGAUCUUCAAGCUCGAUUGAGGGUUCCUUCAUCACUAUCGCGACUGCAGGGUCUCAAAGCUCGUUCUAUGUCAUAAGCCGCGAUGCUUAUGGAAACAUGCGAGACACUUUGACAGACCCGAUGUACGCCCGGUUGUAUGCUCCUGACCCUCAAGCGUCUUUGUAUCAACAAUUUUCGGGCAUGGUCGACAGUGGUGCAACCAUCCAUGAACUUGACACAGUCCCCUUCGUGCAGACAGCUUCAGAUCCCCGAGGAAACAAACAUCAAUUCUCCUACGUUCCCACUCAAUCUGGCCUGAGCGAACUCAAGGUGGAUAUUUUCCAGCUUUCGACUUCAAACGGAUCGAUUUGGGACCUGGGAAUAGUGAGCGGUGGGUCCAACUACUCAGACGAGAGUGAUAGUGUCGCUCUUUGCGAACCUCCUUGUGUUGGCUCAGGGUUUCUUGGGCGGUGUCACGCUGAAUCUGGUAGUGUGAAUUGGAUUGAAAUCUUAUCCGGAGGUUCGGGCUAUACCGUCGACUUUCCCCCUUCAAUCUCCUGCGCUGGCAACGGCAGCGGGCUGGUGCUCAACCUGACGAUCUCUUCUCAGAACACCUCCUUUGCCUUCGGAGGUGGUCUGACGGCAACUUACUAUGACGACGCAGACCUGACGCUUCCAGCUCGCUCACAGUCAAACUCUCCAAUCGACUUUAGCGUGACGAACUAUGAGGUUCCUUUCAGCCUUGGCAAGGACCAGGCCUUCUCUGUCAGGUGGAGUGGACUACUUCAGGUCCCUUCUGUCAGGUGGAGUAAGAUCGGAGCGAGACUGUACGCGUCGGAUGAACGAGUCAGGUUGUGGGUCGCACAGUCCCUUAUCAUCGAUCAAUGGACUUCACUUGACAGUCUACAGACGUCGGCGUCUAUCACUCAGAGAGCAUAUCAGUUCUGGGACAUCCUAGUAGAGUACAAGAAGGACCCGAGCAGCCUGCCAAAGAUGAACACGGGCUUGUCCUUGUUCUGGAUCAGUAGUCUGAACCAAUACCUGACUCCCAUCCCAAGGUUUCAUCUCUUCAGCUCUUCAGCUCUGAGCAAUUCUCCUCUUGCAGUGCGGGUGGUGCCCAAUCAGGCCUGCGCAACCUUGAGCAUGGUGACGGGUGACGGGUUAUCGAUAUCAACGGCGGGAGCGAGCACGUACUUUGUCAUUCAGAGCGUGGAUGCUUUCUCCAACUUUCGAUCAGAGGGCGGCGAUCAGUUUGUCGUUCGGAUAUUCAGUGACGCUUGUCAGGAUCCAUUCAACACGCUACAGUCAUGUCAGUCUUAUGGACCACAAAUCAAAGGUGCCUAUGCGGGGAUGUACUUCACAUACGGCAUCCAGGUAGUCUCACAAUCUGCUUCUUGUGCCUUGAGUGAAGGAAAAAUACAAAUCGACCUUGCGGGAGACCUUCAAGGCUUUUACAUCGAUUUCAACACCGGGGCUUGCGCGGGUCGGUGGACGGUGAUCUCAGGUUAUGAUACCAGUGCUCGAUGUGCCAACUUGUCUUCCAUUGAUCAGCUGUGGAUCGAUGGAUCGUCGCCUUGCACUCCCGCCCUCAACGACCUCUUCUUUCUUACUAUGCCCACCGUCGGCGCUACUCGAUACUUCCCUCCCCUGGUGUGCGCGGGUUGCCCCGUCUCUCAACCAGCAAGCCUCCUGGACAAUCUUGACGGGACAUUGUCUGUAAGUUAUGUCGCAUUCCUGCGCGGUGAAUUCACCGUCAUGACAUCUCUAUCCCCUGAAAACGGUCUGACAGCAACUUACUACGACAACUCAUCUCAAACGGGAACCUCCUACGACUUAGGAGCCGGUGACCCGAUCUCUUCGCGGUCAGUCUACAACAUCGACUGGUCUAGCGCGAGCUCGCCGCCGCUGCCAUCCGUGUCAACCGCAAGCGGCUUCGGGGUGCGAUGGACAGGAUUUUAUUAUUCAGCAGGAGAUUCUGUUUCCAAGAAUCCAAUCCCGUCCAACAGACUGCAUCAACGCUUUGAUGUUCCAAACGCCUUCGGUGCUCUGAAAGUUUUCGGUGGUCAGGUUUGCUCGGGGAAAUCCAUUGCGUACGGUGAUGGAUUAACUUUGGCAUUUGCUGGACAAUACGCUUCGUUCACAAUCGUUGCGAAAGAUUCUUUUGGGAAUGUCCCGAUGUUUACUGACGUCUCGUUCUCAACGCAGACAGUCGGCCUUGUCCAAAGUCUGUACAGCACGGGAACAGUCACGUCCAUCCCUGGAUCUCCGGGUUAUUUUCUGGCAUCUUACAUACUCUACGUCGCUCAGGAUUAUUCUUCAUAUGUGAAGCAGACAGGAAACGAUAUUUCGGGGAGCCCAUUCCGGCUUGUUGUGCUCCCUGGAGUGAGUUGCGGGUCAAAGUCAACGCUGAGUGGCUCUGGGUUGACUGCAACGACCGUGGAGCCCUCAGUGACUCAGUUUCAAAUCCAGCUGAGAGAUUCCUUCGGAAACACGCUCAACGCCUCGGCUGCGACAGCGAGCAGUUACUUCGUACGAGUCGUGCGGACGUCUGGCUCUAACAUACAGGGCACCCCCUACCUACCUCCCUACUAUGGCUCGACGGCGAUCAAUGAGCCAGGGGAUAUCCCAACCGUUACGGCCUCCCUCGCUGCUGUUGAAGCAACAGGCCUCAUCCUCGCUUCCUACAUCAUCCCGGCCAUCCCAUCCCCAGCUGGGCAGGUGGCUGCUGCCAGUUGUUCACUACUUGUACGCGUCAUGGCUCGACGCUGUGGAGUGCAAGCAACGUACUACUCGGCUUCUUCCAUCACCACAUCUCUCCCUGCACCCUGUGACCUGUGCAGCCUCGAGGCCAAGUAUCCAAGCAGCAUCUCCACUGGGACCACCUCCACGUACCCACCGCAGCUCGAUCCUGCUCUCGUUGGCGCCGGCAGCGUGUGCGGGGUACAGUUGUGCGAUCUGGUCAUCCGAUGGUCGGGUGUGAUCUCCGCAUGUGAGGCCGUCGCAUCCUGUCAAGGGUCUCCUGAUUACACGGUACCUCAGCCAACUGGUUCAGCCACAUUCCAGGGAGCAGGAGUCAAGUUUGAUAUCUUUGCCGAGUACUACAGGCCACGAGACUACUAUGCUGCUUCUACCGUCUCGCUCGAGGAUACUGGUUCACAAGACGGCAGCUUCCAGCCCAUCGCAAGCUCACGCUUGUACCAAACCGAGGAUGCCGACGGGUCUCCUACCCUUGUAAAUUUAUAUGCCUGA